AGGCGGUUGAUAAAAACAGCAGUGGACGGCACUCACAGCCGUUAGUGUGUUACCGCGAGCUUUACCGUCCGGUCACCACAGGACAUACACAUGCCCAUCACCAGAGUCAGGUCGUAUCAGUAAAUGGCUUCCGUCGCCUGCGUCCGAGUCGUACAGCAACAGCAUCCGCAUAAAGUCGAACCACUACCACGGUCAUAGUUCGCUCCCUGUAAAAUAUCGCAAACGCUCCACCAAAACUUCUCGUCCGGGUUUCGUAUUCCGACCGUAAACAAUUGAAAUCCAGUUUUCGUAUUUCGUUUUAUUUUGCUACCGGACAUUUAAUCUCAAUCGCGGGACCGAAGAAAACUGUAUCAUCGAGUGCUAUAGGCCAAGUGGCCAGUUGACGCCAAUCGAGUUACGAAAAGCAUCCUUUUCGAGGUGACUACUUUCAAUCACAUCGCAGUCAGGACUGUGUCGAUGAUGAUCCAAGUGGCGACAGUGUUUGCGGCGUUAUUGGCGGCCGCCAGUUGCCAGCAGCUUCUGCAACAGCAGUUCAGCGUAGUCGAUCCGAACUCCGGUCAAACAGGAUCUGUGGGUUUUAUGCCGAUGAAAGACGACCGUCGCGCGUCUGAGACGAUUCCCGAACGCCGGACAUCCGAACCAGCUCCUGAAUCGUCGUCACCGCAGAGCAGAGAUUAUUCGGGUGGUCCAGAAUUUUAUGGUUACAAUAACUAUCCAGCCAGUUACGGGCCACCGAGCUCCAGUUACGGGUCGUCAGAAAUAACUUUUGAACCAUCUGCGCCAGCUGACAAUCCGUCGAGUGCUUAUUCCAGUCCAGGUUACAGUCCAUCAUAUUAUCCUGGAUAUGGAGAAGAUACGAAAAAAAGAAAACCCAGUUACGCAACACCCUACUAUCCACCCACGUCGGUGUCCUGUCCGUCGCCGUUCACCAAUAACAUACUGACCGACCUACUGAAGACGGGAAGCACAGCCAAGUUCGGCCUGGUCAAGUCUGUGGUGGCGGCCAUAGCCACUCUGUUCCUGGCCAAGAUACCCAUACUGUUGGCCGUUAAGGCGCUCAUGCUCAAGCUAUUCGUCGUACCGCUGGCUGUGGUCGUCCUAUCGCUGCCCGUUCUAAUUCCCGCAGCCCUCCUGUUGCAGCCGCUAUGGAAGCGGUGGAAGGAGUUUGUCGGCCUUGACACGUCAUCCAAACAGCCACAAAUGGUGAUGAUGAUGCCAGCCACGGAUUCCACAAAGCCCGCCAACGACACAUCCGCGACGCCCGCGGCCACCAGGGCACUGGAGAACAACCUAGAGAGUGUGCUCAGCAACCUGCUCGAGUCCGAGAGGUGCAUGGAACGGCUGGCUUGUCAGCUAGGAGUCAGGGACGCCAGAUCCGAGUACAAGCAACAGGUGUCUUGGGUGUUGAAGUUCUUGCAGACGCUUCGCGUGGUCCAGAACAACGAACCAAUCAGAGACAAACUGAAGCAAUACCGCGAGGCUUACAAUUACGGUACCGAGACGGGACUUGGUACGGGCGAAGAUGAAAACCUCGUGAAUUCCGUCUGCUCAGAGGUCCGUUAUCCCUGUCGAAGUACUCAAAAAUCAUUGCAGAGAAGCACGAGGGCGCUAGUGAACUUUGCCGGGUUCUGAUCGUCACGUCAGAUUCGUCUCACGUCUAUAGUACCUAACUGUUGUACAUAAUGCUAUUACAAUGUGUCUAUACAGCCGUGAUAGAUCUAUACUCGACGAGAACCACGUGCACGGAAAUAAUAUUCAUUCACGUCCGAAGAGGAACAGACGUCACAUUGUGACCUCGCAAGUCGACUCUCAAAUCAUUUUGUUUGUACGAUCAGAGCGAUAUGAUUUGUUCUUUUUUUCUAAUUUAUUUUAUAUCCAUUAAAUUUAAAAUUAAUUAGCGCGUUAUCGCUUAGGUAUUAUAAUAACAUAUUGAUUUAAUGAUGCUAUAUUUAAUCAUAAAGUUUGAGAAAUUGUAUUACAAUAUGAAAUUAUGUUCAAUACUAUAGUCUAUAAUAUAGGUAUAUCUUCAUAAUAUUAUUAUAAAUGAAAAUUAUAAAUUACAUAAAUAUAAAUUUUUGUUAAUAAUAUUA
Metopolophium dirhodum (rose-grain aphid) is the source of this 2090-nucleotide messenger RNA. RefSeq lists its product as uncharacterized. The record is from RefSeq and is a predicted model, not a curated record. NCBI's taxonomy places the organism in Eukaryota, Metazoa, Arthropoda, Insecta, Hemiptera, Aphididae. The transcript has 5 exons. Bases 457 to 1632 code for a protein of 391 amino acids.